Messenger RNA from Trichosurus vulpecula (common brushtail), 297 nucleotides. Its product is annotated as cystatin-B-like. The coding region runs from base 1 to 297 and encodes 98 amino acids. NCBI's taxonomy places the organism in Eukaryota, Metazoa, Chordata, Mammalia, Diprotodontia, Phalangeridae. Gene Ontology annotation, cellular component: cytosol. Gene Ontology annotation, molecular function: cysteine-type endopeptidase inhibitor activity. The record is from RefSeq and is a predicted model, not a curated record. The transcript has a single exon.
AUGAUGUGUGGAGGAGUUUUGGCCACCCAACCGGCCACCGCUGAAACGCAGCAGAUGGCGGAAGAGGUAAAGGCACAGCUUGAAAAGAAAGAAAACAGGAAGUUUCCAGUCUUUAAGACUGUGGAAUUUAAAAGUCAAGUGGUUGCUGGAAUGAACUACUUCAUUAAGGUUCAUGUUGGUGAAGAGGAGUUUAUACAUAUUCAAGUGUUCAGAAGCCUCCCUCAUGAAAACAAGCCAUUGGCUCUACACGGUUAUCAAACCAACAAAACAAAGAAUGAUGAAUUGGUCUAUUUUUAA